Molecule: messenger RNA, 1484 nt
Organism: Ooceraea biroi (clonal raider ant)
Lineage: Eukaryota; Metazoa; Arthropoda; Insecta; Hymenoptera; Formicidae
Product: UPF0389 protein CG9231
Source: RefSeq, a predicted model, not a curated record
UCUUAAAUCAUUUAAAAAUCAUUGACGUCUCGAAAUCAUUUUGACAAGCACGAUUAUUUUUGCCUGCAAAUUCUUCAAAUUCUGAAAUUUUCAUUAAUUGUACGUCUACAAUUUGUUAACCAUAAGUUAGCUUGAAAGAUCUAAAUAUAAUGUAACAGUUUGAAUAUUAAAUUUACAAAGAACGAGAAAUCACUGGCAAAUUUUUCACCAAGAGCGACUACACGUCAUUAUGAGAAAACCUGUGAAAUGAUGAAAGAGAGAGAGUUUAUUAGAAUUGUUAAAAUUAAACUUCACUUUUCGCGCGUGAACUUCGCAAAAUGCGUCAAGUAUCCGUAACUCUCCGCCGUGGCGCCAUACGAAGCAAGAUCUACAUGUAUGCAUGUACAUAUAUAUAUGUAUGAAAUUGCGACGAAGUGUAUCAGUAUGCUCAGUAUGUCAAUAUACAUCGAUGUUGGAAGUACGUUCGUGUACUACGAAUCAUCUCGAAGUACAGUAAUUACCAGAAAAAAUGCUGUCCAGACAAUUCCUUCAUGGUGCACAAACACGUGCAACGGUGCGAUGGUUCACACGUAGCAGUAUCUCCCGAGAUACUAGUGAAAGUAAUAAAACACAAGCAAGUAAUCAAAGUAAAGAUGAAAACGUCGUAUCAGGAAAACGUAUGCACCACGUCACUGAUUUUGACAGGAAAGUACUAGUCUGGGUAAAACGAUAUCCCAGUGUUGCAGAGGUCCCUCAAGAUAUUACUGAAGAAACCCUACUCACUGCAAGAAGUAAAGCUCGAAUUAAGGCCUCUAACUACAUGAUUGUUGUAACCUUGAUUGGUUGUUUAUUUGCUGCGUUUCUUGGAAAAAAGCAGGUUAAAGAAGGAGACUCCUUGCAUAAACGAAGACUAGAUUGGUAUAAAGAGGUUACAGAAAAAGACAAAUAAAUAUGUAAAUACUCGGGGAAAAUUUAGAAAUAUGUUAAAAAUACUUAGGCCAAAUAUAUUUUGGGAAGCCAAUAGAUAUUGUGGUUGUUUCGGAGCAUUAUUUCAUAUGAUAUUUUUCAUGCAGAGCAAUAUUCACGCUUGAUAAUUAUAUGAUGUAGAAGGAACAUUUUAUUAAGCAGCGAUCUUUCAAUUAAAGCAAUAAUUUUGCAAAUAUAAUUCAAAUGAAGCAAAAUAAUUAAUAAAACAACAAGAUAUAUGCAUGUACAGAUCUAUUGUAAACUUAUAUAUUUUAUUUCUAUGCGAAUUUUCCUGGUUUAUGUAUACAAUAUAUUGUACAAUCUGAUCCUCAUUAGAUUAACAAUUAUUUGAAUUUCUUGCAAAAUAUACAUUUGUGUAAAUAGCUAUACAAUCUUUAUGAUCCAUGUACGUUCCAUCUAUAGUCAUCCUCGUAGAUAAUGCACAAGUAUAAUAAACGCUUGUAACAGAAUCUCCAUGUGUACCGUAAAUCUUCGUCACAAGAUAACAUAAUUCACAGGAAAUAAACGAAUUAUUGCUA